Molecule: messenger RNA, 2656 nt
Organism: Dufourea novaeangliae
Lineage: Eukaryota; Metazoa; Arthropoda; Insecta; Hymenoptera; Halictidae
Gene: Ir8a
Product: glutamate receptor ionotropic, kainate 2-like
Exons: 15
Coding region: 1-2646 (881 amino acids)
Biological process (GO): modulation of chemical synaptic transmission; synaptic transmission, glutamatergic; monoatomic ion transport
Cellular component (GO): plasma membrane; postsynaptic membrane
Molecular function (GO): glutamate-gated receptor activity; transmitter-gated monoatomic ion channel activity involved in regulation of postsynaptic membrane potential
Source: RefSeq, a predicted model, not a curated record
AUGGUCGAGUUAAUGUGCAAAUGUAAUUAUUCAUUUCUGGGUACAGUGAUAGUAAUCGAGGAACCAGACAUGUCGAUUCUGAGCGUUCUGAACGAAGCUGUGCCCGAGGCAGAGAAGAAUUUCGGCGACGACGUGAUCACGGUGCACAUAUCAACAGUCACCGUCGAUCGUGGAAACAUUUUCGCCAGUUAUGAGAAAGUAUGUGCUGCCUUAUUUAAGGGAAUCAGUAUAAUCCUUGACAUGACAUGGACCGGCUGGGACAAGCUUCGAACCGUGGCCGACGAGAACGGAAUCAUCUACAAACGUGGUGACAGCAAGGUGAACUCGUACGUGCAGGCGAUCGAUGAUCUUCUGAUGAUGAAGAACGCAACAGACGUGGGUCUGAUCUUCGAGGACGAAAGGGAAUUGAAUCAGAGUCUUUACUAUUUGAUCGGUAAUUCGAUCAUCAGACUGGUCGUGAUCGAUGAAUUCACGGAGAAAACCGUGUCGAAGAUACGGAGCAUGAGGCCGUCGCCAUCCUAUUACGCAAUUUACGCCAGCACAUCAAAAAUGGAGGAACUUUUCAGAACGGCUGUGCAGGGAGGAUUGGUCAAGAGGGAUGGAAUCUGGAAGUUGGUGUUCACAGAUAACAAUUACAAGGAGUCGAAAUACAUCAACGGCGACAUCAAGCUGAACGUUUCCAUCACUGUUCUGUCAAUGCGGACAGAAGUUUGUUGCCGACUGAUUGGAGAACCGUCCUGCACCUGCCCACCUGAAGUUCAAGUAUUUAACCCUUAUUUGUUACGUUUUAUAUUCAUUUCUCUUAGUAUAAUUAGUUCAUUGAAAUAUUUUACUUUUGUGUUUGCGCAGAUAUUCUCCUACUACUUCAAUCCGACAAACGCCUCUGAAACCGCUUCAAACAUUACUUCCGAGGCGUUCAAUAAAAAUCUGAUAGCGAGGCUGGGAGGCAACGACACCUUCGAGUACUGGUCGGAUAAAGGAGUGAUCACCUACAAAGCGGAAAUCGAGCUGGAGACCCUGAAAAAUGGGUUCUUGGAACCACUCGCUACCUGGACCAAGCGUGCUAAGAUUAAAGAAGCAGAGGGCAGGAAGAUAGAGCCUGCAAGAAGAUACUUUCGAAUCGGAACCGCUCCUUCAGUCCCGUGGACCAUUCCCAAAAUAGACCCAGCAACCGAGCAAAUCAUGAAGGAUGAAAAUGGAAAGGAGAUGUGGGAAGGCUAUUGCAUAGACUUCAUAGAAAAGCUGUCCAAAGAAAUGCAAUUCGAUUACGACCUCAUUAUACCGGAAGACCGACAGUUUGGGAAGAAAUUGCCUAAUGGACAGUGGGACGGCCUGAUCGGGGAUCUUGCAAAGGGGGAAACUGACAUCGUGGUCGCUGCAUUGACAAUGACUUCAGAACGCGAGGAAAUCAUCGAUUUCGUCGCUCCUUAUUUCGAGCAGUCUGGUAUAUUGAUCGUGAUAAGAAAACCCGUCCGUAAGCCGUCCCUCUUCAAAUUCAUGACUGUUCUCAAAGUCGAAGUCUGGCUGAGCAUAGUAGGAGCGUUGACCUUGACAGGGGUCAUGAUUUGGGUACUCGACAAGUACUCUCCGUACAGCGCCAGGAACAACAAACGCCUUUAUCCAUAUCCUUGUCGGGACUUCACGUUGAAGGAGAGCUUCUGGUUCGCCCUGACCUCUUUCACGCCCCAAGGCGGAGGCGAAGCUCCCAAAGCUCUGUCCAGCAGGACCCUCGUCGCUGCUUAUUGGCUGUUCGUCGUCCUGAUGCUGGCCACAUUCACGGCGAACUUGGCUGCCUUUCUCACCGUCGAACGAAUGCAGGUUCGUUCCCAUUUCUCCUCCAAAGAAAAUCUACUUUCCCCAAAAAUUACUUCUUCGAUCAAUCAAAGACACACACCCGUGCAAUCGCUGGUGGACAAGCUGUACACCGUAUGGAAAGAGAUCACGUUGAACAGCACCAGCGACCAGGUCGAGUAUCGUGUGUGGGAUUACCCUAUAAAGGAGCAAUACGGUCAUAUUCUCCAAGCGAUCACGCAGGUCGGCCCGGUGAAGAGUUCCGAGGAAGGUUUUCGAAAGGUGAUAGAAAGCGAGAUGUCCGAGUUCGCUUUCAUCCACGACUCGUCGGAGAUCAAGUAUGAGGUAACUAGGAACUGCAAUCUGACGGAAGUUGGCGAUGUGUUCGCCGAACAGCCUUAUGCAAUCGCCGUGCAACAGGGAAGCCAUCUGCAGGAGGAAAUAAGCAGGAGAAUCCUCGAUCUGCAGAAGGAUAGGUACUUCGAGUCACUAACCUCCAAAUACUGGAACCAGUCGCUGAAAGCACAGUGUCUGGAUUCCGAUGACAACGAGGGAAUAACCCUAGAAAGUUUGGGUGGAGUUUUCAUCGCGACGCUUUUUGGACUCGCCUUGGCAAUGAUCACAUUGGCCGGAGAAGUUCUCUACUAUCGAAAGAAAUCUGAGUCCCCGAAAAAGAAAGGAACCGACAAGAAGAAAGCGAAAAACACUGACCACGAGAAAGCAAUACUACAGAAGAUGUCGUCCAAAUUGCAGCUGAAACCGGCGCCAACCAACGCGUUCUUCGAAAAAACAACGAAUCCUCCUCGAGUGUCUCACAUCUCCGUUUACCCGCGUAAUUUUCCGUUCAAGGAAUAACAAUUUACAA